GGGGCGUGGUCUGCAGGCGGCUAGGCUGUCCGCACCCCCAGCCGGCUUGGGAAUGGCGCUGGGGGUCCGGGAGCGCGGGGCCUCGGGACAGGGUCUAGCCUCAGAGACCCUAAUGAUGGCCACAGCAUCGUCCAGUUCUCUGAGCUCCCGCCGCUUCCUGCUCUGGCUCUACCUAGUAGGCUUUUUGGACCUGUUUGGUGUCAGCAUGGUGGUCCCAUUGUUGAAUCUUCAUGUCAGAUCUCUUGGAGUAAGCCCUAUAGUUGCUGGAAUAGUAGGCUCUUCAUAUGGCAUUUUGCAACUCUUCUCCAGCACCUUUGUGGGCUGCUGGAGUGAUGUGGUUGGAAGACGGUCCUCCUUGCUGGUGUGCAUCCUGCUCAGUGCCCUGGGCUAUUUCCUCCUUGGAAUGUCCACCAAUGUGUUCCUGUUUACGCUGGCUAGAGUCUCCGUGGGUGUUUUUAAACACACCCUCUCCAUCUCCAGAGCACUGCUUUCUGACCUGGUCACAGAGAAGGAGCGGCCACUUGUGUUGGGACAGUUCAACACUGUCUCUGGAGUAGGCUUCAUCUUGGGCCCCAUGGUUGGUGGGUAUCUGACUGAACUGGAUGGUGGAUUCUAUGUGACAGCCUUCAUUUGCUGCUCUGUCUUCCUCCUCAAUGCUGGUCUAGUCUGGCUGUUACCUUGGAGAGAAACAAGCCUCAACAUCCCAGACAAUGGAUGGCACUUGGUGUGGAAGCACACUACAGUACCCAUAAAGUCAGAAGGUACACUGCAGGGAGCAGCCACCACCCCUAAGGCCAGGAAGAAUGAGAGGAAAGUGCAGGCCCCCUGGGUUGAAGUCAUGUCAGCCUUGAAGGACAUGAAGAACCUGAUCUUUUCUGCACUGCGGGACAUAUUCAUCGUGCGCUUUAUGAUGGGAGUAGCCAUCAUGCUGUACUACAGUAACUUCGUCUUGGGCCUGGAGGAGCGUUUUGGGCUACGGCCCAAGAUCACAGGGUACCUCAUCAGCUAUACCAGUGCCCUGGGUACCCUGGCUGGCUUCGCUGUGGGGCCCAUUUUACGGCUGUACAGGCACAACUCACACAUGGUGGUCCUGCACUUCAGCGCACUCACCAGCCUCCUGCUGCUGGUCUACUCCACGACCGGCUCCAUGGCCAUGGUGGUGGUCUCCUCGACGCUUCUGUCCUUCACUACCUCCAUUGGGAGAACCUGCAUCACAGACCUUCAGCUGAGUGUGGGUGGAGCCCAGACCAGCGGCACCGUCAUAGGUGUAGGCCAGUCUGUGACUGCAGUGAGCCGCAUCCUCGCCCCGCUUCUCUCUGGAGUGGCCCAGGAAAUCAGUCCCUGUGGCCCACCAAGCCUGGGUGCUGCUUUAGCCCUGGUGGCUAUUUUAAUCAUGACUCUAAACAGAUCUUCCUUCAGUGGGGAAGGGAGUGAGAGACUCAAACGGGAGUAGGAUUGGGACCACUUGGAGAAGUGGAUUUAGAACCAGACAACUCGGGGACGAUGGGUAUUUCAGGGACAGUGGGUGGUAGUGCAAGUGCAGUUAUUCCCAGAUGGCUCGGUCUCACCUGCACAGGCAUGCCAGCAGAGCCAUCAAAAGUCAGCAGCAGAUAGGAAAGUUUAGACUGAGUGCAGCCCUGCUAAGGUCCACUGUAUCAGAAGUUUGCCUGAGAGGCUAAUCUUUGCACCUGGGCACAGCAAAGUUAACAUUUGCUUCUGGGGAAAGGCAGCAUGCUAAAAGAGGUGAAAGAGCGACUUGGAAUAUGGAGGGAAGCCUCAGUGUUAAUCAUAGACUAGCCACCUGUCUGGAAUGCAGCUCUGCAUAAUCCCAGAAGGCAAAAGCAGCUUCUCUGCCCAAAUCCCAGAGACCAACGCAGGCAGCUGCUUUAUUUAAACCAGCCUGUUGCUGUCUCAGCUGGUAAUGUCAGAUACCUUACCCCUAGACAUUUAGAUACAUAGACCUGGCUGAGAUCAGACCUGUGGGCUUUUAAGCCCAAGUGGCCAUUUCUCAUGGAGGGGGGAGGAACACUGAGACAUGAUAGUUUUGAUUAAAGUAAAAAUUGGGAGACUGCACUGUUUUCAAUAGUUAACUGUACAACCUACUUAAAGCCACUGAUUGCAACGGGGGUACACCACCUUUCCCUCCUCUUAGGAGUCAGACUGCACCAAGAACAAGCAACUUUCAGGGCUGCCUUCUUUCCUCUUUUGAUUUAGUCACUUUAGACUUUGGACAGCAGCCCCAUCCCCAACCUCCCACAGCCCCAAAUUCUGGGAUCACAGACCUAAAAUCCACAUUCCAUACGAUCCUCUUGAUUAACCCUUUGGUGGGCGAUGCCCAUUUUCAUGUAAUUGUGAGUGGUUCUUCAAUGCACUAAAUUUUCAUAACUCUAAUGUUCACUAUUUAUAAAUCAGAAAAAGGGUGUUUUCAUAGUUUUAGAUGUUGUAUGUGGGAUGAUAAACUCAAAUAUUUAUGACUGUUGGAAGUGUAUUUUAGCUUGAAUGCCAUCCCCUUUCCUCUCUGUCUUUGAGAAAAACAAUUCACUUUUAAGUUAUUUCCACUGUGAAUUUUAACACGGGCACUAAGAACUCUUAAGGGACCAAAGCAUGGUGUAGGUGACCAUGUCCUCACACAGCAUCUGAUUGUCAUGGAGAUUGGGGUCAGAGGGACAGUGAUUAAACUGAUGAUGAUAUGACAUAAUGAGGUAAGGUUUCAAAAGUAUUUCUAUCAAUACUGUGCUCUCAAAGACUGGACUUUUCUUACAAAUGUUUACGGAAGCCAUGUUUGUAUUCUUAAAACCAUAAGUGAAACAAGUUUAGUGAGACUUUAAAAUUAAUAAGAAACAUGGAGAUACUGAAAACCCAAACCAACCACUAUCUAUUUAGAGAAACACUUGUUACCCUGUAUUAGGUAACUAGGAAUUUGUUAAUGCGAUGGUGGUUUUUCUGUUCUGCCUUUUUAUUUGCUAAGCAGUUGAUCACAGUUCAUCUUGUCUGGUGUCUUGCUCAAAGUUCGGUCUCUAGACCAUCCAUCAUGUCCUGGGACACAUGCUCCGGCUCCAGCAUACUCCCAAUAGGGGCCACUUUGAGGAGCCAUGUAACUGAUUUGUUUACACAGAAAACUUUGGCAACCACUGGUCUGGUGUGUGGAGUUUAUAACGUUUUAUGGGG
Arvicanthis niloticus (Nile rat) is the source of this 3168-nucleotide messenger RNA. It is a transcript of the gene Slc67a2, whose product is annotated as solute carrier family 67 member 2. Gene Ontology annotation, molecular function: transmembrane transporter activity. NCBI's taxonomy places the organism in Eukaryota, Metazoa, Chordata, Mammalia, Rodentia, Muridae. The record is from RefSeq and is a predicted model, not a curated record. Gene Ontology annotation, biological process: transmembrane transport.